AUUCUGUCACGCUGGUGCAUAUCCCCUCAAGAGGCGCCGAAAAUAAUCCCUGCCCGCUUUCCUCGCUGUCGACUCCACUGCCCCAAGGCCUAGAGUUCCAGUGCCCCCCAUUUUCCCUUGCGCUGGCCGGCCUCUCUCUGACCUCAACUUCCAUUCCAUUUCACAACCUUGCAUCUUCUAUUCCUCUCCCGCGACGUGGAAAAACGACCAUUCAUUCCCUUAACCCCUACAUCCAACGGAAUCAAUUCGCCUUGCCGUCUAUCGAUAUCUACCAACGGUUUCUUUCUCGCCUGCGAAUUAUCGAUCUGCGCGCGCCAGGGCCCUGCACGGGAACCGAGAUUCAACUUAUUUCAAGCGACGCGAAAAACCACAACGGUCUUUCCCUUUUUCCCUCUUCUUCUGCAAACUACGGCGUAGCUACGACUUGAAUCACAUUUGUCAGAAUGCCUGCUCUUUGUGGAGGAUCUAAAACUGUGCAGCGAAAGCUGGUGUUGCUGGGUGAUGGUGCUUGUGGAAAAACAUCGCUGUUGAACGUCUUUACGAGAGGCUACUUUCCUACUGUCUACGAACCCACCGUCUUUGAGAACUACGUCCACGACAUCUUUGUCGACAAUGUGCACAUCGAGCUAUCCCUCUGGGACACAGCAGGCCAGGAAGAAUUCGACCGACUACGCUCCCUAUCCUACGACGACACAGAUCUCAUCAUGCUCUGCUACUCCGUCGACAGCAAAGACUCGCUCGAAAACGUCGAAUCCAAGUGGGUAGGCGAGAUCGCCGACAACUGCCCCGGCACCAAACUCGUCCUCGUAGCACUCAAGUGCGAUCUCCGCGAGCAGGGCGAGGAGGAGGAGAACGAAUCGGGCGAACCUCGCGAGAAGCGCCCCACGAUCAACUACGACCAGGGCCUCGAGGUGGCGCGCCGCAUAAACGCCCUCCGGUACCUCGAGUGCUCCGCCAUGAAGAACAGAGGCGUCAACGAGGCCUUCACCGAAGCGGCGCGCGUUGCGCUCAGCGUCAAGAAGGAUCGUGAGGAGGGCGGAUGCACGGUUAUGUGAACAUGAUACGAUACGAGCGUUUAUUAAUAUCCAAUACGAGAGUCAUUCCCCAUCGAAUGUGAUCGAAUGAACGCAGGGAUGUGGACUCUAUUUGGCUCCCAUGGUUUAUUUAUUUUUGGCCCGCUAUGGGUUAUUUCAGUGUACAUAUCGUGCGGCAUAAGCACAUAGGGAAACAUGGUGUUCUGCGUUGUUUUUCUCUGCUAUUUAUUACUUGCAGGCUAUUUUUCGCUCAGGAAUGCGAGGUAAAUUAGCGGGAGGAGUAGACUGACUACUCAUGUUAAGGAAGCCAUUUUCGUCACGCUCUAGCUACAACUACUUUAUUUUAUUUAUGUCUACCGAUUACCUACACCUGACGACGAUUGUCUCGUCUCUUCAAUUGUUCAUUUAGCGCGUG
Fusarium verticillioides 7600 is the source of this 1449-nucleotide messenger RNA. Its product is annotated as GTP-binding protein RHO3. NCBI's taxonomy places the organism in Eukaryota, Fungi, Ascomycota, Sordariomycetes, Hypocreales, Nectriaceae. Gene Ontology annotation, molecular function: GTP binding; GTPase activity. The record is from RefSeq and is a predicted model, not a curated record. The transcript is spliced from 5 exons. Gene Ontology annotation, biological process: small GTPase-mediated signal transduction. The coding region runs from base 444 to 1055 and encodes 203 amino acids.